AUGGGUGCCAUUACCUCAACCAGCGCAAUGCGUUCACUACCAGGUCCCGUAGCAGGUACAGCGUCGCUCCUUCAAACGUUUCAAGCCCAUGUCGAAGAUAUGAGGAAUCUGGUCCUCUGCAAAAUCUGCAUCAAGCCUCUCUACGAACCCUACACUCUAGGAUGUGGUCAUACAUACUGCUACUCGUGCCUGACAAGCUGGUUCGGUGGAGCUCCGAACAGAAGGAAACGGAAGAAUUGUCCGGAUUGUCGUGCAGCCGUCGCCAUUCAACCUUCGCCGAAUUAUCUGUUACGUGAUCUUGUCCACAUGUUCAUCAGCCGCGUCGAACUCCUCCCAGAGGAUGAGACAACAGCCGAACACGACGAGGCAAAACGCAUCGAAGCGCAGCUCAUCGAGACAGAUCGGACAACGAGGACAGACGGCGAACCUGGCUUGUUCAAGGGUGCUUUCAGCAAAGCUCGAGUACAACUCUAUGGACCCAUCCACGACGAGGAAGAUGGUGUCCUGCGAUGCCCAAGGUGCGCAUGGGAGAUGGAAGACGGAGAAUGUGGGCAAUGCGGCUAUGCAGACACAGGAUUUUCAGAUGGUGAAGACUACGAUACUAUGGGCACUCCAAGUGUUGUGAGCAUCGAGAGCUCGACGACGGACCCCGAUAUCGACGGUUCAUACUACUACAAUCACAUUCUGGAUGGGCAGCCUACUCAGGUGCGAGACGACUUUAGCGACUGGGUGAGAAGAGAUCAAGCGGCACGCCGUGCUCGACGAGCAGCACGAGAGAAUAGAUUGGGUCGACAAGACAGAGCUACAACGGUAGAUACGGAAACCGUCGAGGCUGAGUUGAGGCAUCGCUAUCAAGAUCAUCCGGGGUGGCAUCUUGAUCAUGAAGAUGACGCAGAGAUGGCAGCAUUUGUAGAAAGGCACCCAUACGAUGAGCAGCGGUGGAAUACGGACACCGCGGAGACAGUGGACGAGGAUGAGGAAAUGUCAUCCGCCGUCGAAGACGAAGAUGACGAGAGCACGACUAGUUUUCACAGAGCAGCAAUCUUAGCGCGAGAUCAAGGCAUGUAUCCACCGUUUGAGUCAGACCUCUCAACCAAUGGUGAAAUGGAGACCGUUACAAACGGCAGCAACAGUUCAGAUGAAUCUACUGAGUCAGAUGAUGGUAGCGACACAACGGAGCCAACGCCUGUGGUGCAACGCCUCGCCAACCGACCUGCACGGGUCGUGAUUGAUUCAGAUGAUGAGAGCAGCAGCGAUAGUAGCAGCGAGGAGGAAGAAGAUGAUGAGGAGGAGGAGGAAGAAACUAGCGGCGCGAGCAACGAAGAGGAAGAAGAAGAAACCGAGGAAUCAAGCGACGAUGAUUCUACCCCAUCACCACCAAGGCCGGCAGCUGUCAGACGUGCAAGGGUGGAGAUGCAUAGGGGUCGUCGUGGGAUUAGAGGUGGGGGUAGGGGUGGCAGCAGGGGCAGGCCUAGAGCGGGGAAUUGA
This is a messenger RNA of Endocarpon pusillum Z07020, 1488 nucleotides long. RefSeq lists its product as uncharacterized. Lineage: Eukaryota; Fungi; Ascomycota; Eurotiomycetes; Verrucariales; Verrucariaceae. Bases 1 to 1488 code for a protein of 495 amino acids. The record is from RefSeq and is a predicted model, not a curated record. The transcript has 4 exons. Gene Ontology annotation, molecular function: metal ion binding.